Molecule: messenger RNA, 1500 nt
Organism: Engraulis encrasicolus (European anchovy)
Lineage: Eukaryota; Metazoa; Chordata; Actinopteri; Clupeiformes; Engraulidae
Exons: 3
Coding region: 309-1445 (378 amino acids)
Source: RefSeq, a predicted model, not a curated record
AUUCUGCUGAGCCUAUGCACAUUGUCCUGAGAUUAAUCACGAAUAAGGUGUACUAUUGGUGUCAAGAAACAAGAGACUUAAAAAAAAAAAAAAAACCUAAAAUCAACUGUUAGAUUUUAGAGUAAUUAAUGUAUUAUAGGCCAUCAUAGAUAUUGUUAAUUUGACAAUAUUUAGCGCGGCCUAAAAGACGUGGGAGAGAAGAUCAACAGCCAUUUAUCAGACUGUCAAGAAAUAAGAUUGCCUACAGAAACAGCAGCAGGCGACUGAUGAAGAAGAUUCAGUCAAAGUAGAACCUGUAAAAGGUAAAGAUGAUGAGAGCACUGGACCCGGGCCCUCCAGACUGCAGACGGAGAACCAUAGCUGUGGUGGCUCCCACCCUCUGGAUGAUGUCCCUGGAGGAGACUGCCCUGCAGGCCCAGCGGGAGUGUGAGAAGGCCUGGUGGGUGGCGGAGGUGCGGGGUAAGAACAUGCAGCUGGCAGUCCUCCUGGAGGAGAGGAGGAUGCUUGCCGCUCUCCUGAAGAGGGAGCGGGAUCAGCGCUACGCGGAGAGGAGAUCAGUGGCGCUGGCAAGAGAACAGGAGAAGGCCCUGUGGACCAGGCUGACGAUGGACGGGCUCACUGUGGAGAAGAGGAACGGCAUGAUGGCCAACGCCAAACUCACACCCAUGAUGAGCAGUCAGGAUCACGGACAGAAUCUGCCGUCCAGCUCCGCAGGUCAACACGCCUCCAUGACAGCACAUGUCAUCAAGGGAUACGCCAGAGGCCUCACUGGACAGGCCCAGCAGCUGAGACCGGUGGCCAGAAGUGAUGACGGCGGAGCUGUGAUGAAUGAAGGAAACACAACAUAUCACAACGCCAUAACAGACAUGAUGAAGGCCCACAGGCAGGAGGCUCUGAGGCAGGAGCUGCUGAGGAGGGAGAAGAGGAGGUCAGAGGUGUUUGCAAGAGAACAGAAGGCCCUGUGGAGCAGGCUAAUGAUGGACGGGGUCGCCAACGCCGUGGAGAAGAGGAUCGGCAUGAUGGCCAACGCCAAAUUCACACCCAUGAUGAGCAGUCAGGAUCACGGACAGAAUCUGCCGUCCAGCUCCGCAGGUCAACACGCCUCCAUAACAGCACAUGUCAUCAAGGGAUACACCAGAGGCCUCACUGGACAGGCCCAGCAGCUGAGACCAGUGGCCAGAAGUGAUGACGGCGGAGCUGUGAUGAAUGAACCAAACACAACAUAUCACAACGCCACAACAGACAUGAUGAAGGCCCACAGGCAGGAGGCUCUGAGGCAGGAGCUGAUGGAGAAGCAGAGAGUGAGGGAGAGAGAAGCGGAGGCGGCAGAGGCAGCAGAGGCCGGAGUGGGGGUCCGGAGCAGACUGCUGAGGUUCUGGAAUCUGCUGCGCAAGUCCAACUGCUUUGGCAACCGGAGGAGACGACAUGCAGCAUCACAGGACUGAGAGCUGAGAGCAGCAGGCAUUAAAGGAGAACGUCAUUACAAAAGUUAUAUUAAAU